AUGAAUACUGAAAAAAAAAUCAAUAAAAGAAAAACUAGAAGUGCUUCACAAUAUGGGCAUCAAUAUGACACCUGGAAGGAACAAAUUAUCAAUAAUUUUGAUAGUAGACUUAAGGAUGUUAAUAUAGAAGGAGAUAAAGAAAAAAAAAAAGGACUUUGUAAUGACUUCAAUAAUAACGUAGACGACACAAAAGAUGAUUUUAUUGAAAAUAAAUAUAAAUCAUUAAAUGUUCAAAAAGAUCCUAAAGAAUUAUGGAAGCAAAUCGAAGAAUCUAUAAAAAACAAAAUGAAACAGUAUUCCAAUCUCUCCUGUGAGAGAAUACCUAGGAAAAAAAAAAAUCCUACAUCCACUUCUACACCUAUGAAAACCUCUAUACCUACGAAUAAACCCACAUCAAAUAAUAGAACUACAUUCAAUGCUACACCAACGCCUUCAUAUGCAUCUAUAUCUACAUUCACAAAUACAUCAAUAGCUAAAAGUACAUUAGCACCCCAACCUACAUUAAAACCUGCAACUACACCAAAACAAAUAAGUGCAUCAAUACCUUCAACUAUAUUAAAUGCUACAAAAAUGAAUUCAGGCGCUGUAUUGAGUACUUUAAAAAAUAAUACAUCCGCACAUAAUUUAUCUACAAACAUUAUUCCUAAACAUCAAAAUUCUAGUACCAAUGGAAGUUCUAUUAAUAAUUAUAUGUUUUAUGGUAAUAGUAGCACUCCGUCUAUUCCAUUUUCAUCUGUUAAUGUUGUAAAUACUACGAAUCCACCUCCAGGUGUUUUUAUUAAAGAUUCGUCUACAGUUAAUACAUCUACCAUUAUUCCUAUUUUUGUUUCCUUGGGAUCAAUUUUGGGAAUUCUUCUCCUUCUUAUACUUCUGUAUAGAUGUACUUUUAUUGGGUGGUGUCUUGGUAAUCGUAAAUCAAAGAAAAAAAAAAAACAGAAAAAAAAGAAAAAAGUACAAACAGAUAGUGUACCAAUAUCCUUAGGACUUUCAAAUAAAAAAUCAGAGAGUAAUAUAAAAAGUUUUACGGUAAAUUCUAAGGAAAACACUUCUAUAUGCAAAAUUAUAUUGGAAAAUGAAAUGUACAAUAAAGAAGAAUCUAAAGAAAAUGAAUAUAAAGAAAUAACCGAAAAUAUAGAACAAAAUGAAAUAUAUGGAAAGGAAAAAUCUAAAGAUAAUGAACAUAAAGAAAACAUAGAAAAAAUAGAAAUAGAACAAAACGAAAGAUAUGGCAGAGGAGAAUUCAUAAAAAUUAAACAUAAAGAAAAAAUAGAAAAAAAAGAUAAAUUAGAAGAACAAAAUAUGAUAUAUGGAAAAGAAAAAUCUAAAGAAAAUGAACGCAAAGAAAAAAGAGAAAGAAAAGAAAAUGUAGAAGAACAAAAUGAAAUAUAUGGAAAAGAAAAGUCUAAGGAAAAUAAGAAUAAAGAAAAAAGUGAUAAAAUAGAAAAAGUAGAAGAAAAUGUAAUGCAUGGCAAAGGAGAGUCCAAAAAAAUUGAACAUAAAGAAAAAAUAGAAAAAAAAGAUAAAUUAGAAGAACAAAAUAUGAUAUAUGGAAAAGAAAAAUCUAAAGAAAAUGAACACAAAGAAAAAAGAGAAAGAAAAGAAAAUGUAGAAGAACAAAAUGAAUUAUAUGGCAAAGGGGAAUCCAAAAAAAAUGAACAUAAAGAAAAAAUAGAAAGAAAAGAAAAUGUAGACCAAAAUGAACUAUAUGGCAAAGUAGAAUCUAAAAAAAUUGAAAAUAAAGAAAAAAUAGAAAAAGUAGAAGUAGAACAAAAUGAAAGAUAUUGCAAAGAAGAAUUUAAAGAAAAUGAACAUAAAGGAAAAAUUGAAGAACUAGAACAAAAUGGAAUAUAUGACAAAGGAGAACAAAAAAAAAGUGAACAUAAGGGAAAAAUAGAAAAAGUAGAACAAAAUGAAGGAUACGAAAGAGGAGAAUCCAAAAAAUUUGAGCAUAAAGAAAAAACAGAAGUAGAACAAAAUGAAAGAUAUAGCAUAGGAGAAUCCAAAAAAAUUGAACAUAAAGGAAAAAUAGAAGUAAAACAAAAUGAAAUAUAUGACAAAGAAGAAUCUAAAAAAAUUGAAAAAAAAGAAAAAAUGGAAGUAGAAAAAAAUGAAAUAUAUGACCAAGAAGAAUCUAAAAAAAUUGAGCAUAAAGAAAAAAUGGAAAGAAAAGAAAAUAUAGAACAAAAUAAACUAUGUGGGAAAGAAGAAUCUAAAGAAAUUGAACAUAGGGAAAAAAUAGAAAGAAAAGAAAAAGUAGGAGAACAAAAUGAAAGAAAUAAAGAAACAAAGAGCAAUAUUGUGAGAAUAAACAAAAUGUGGAAAUGGAAGACUGUAAUUGAAAUACAUAUGAUGGUAUUAGAAGAAUGUCAAAAGGAGGAGUGGGAAUUGAAUAGAAGAGAAUUUCUAAGCAUUUGUCUAGAAGAAUUCAAAGAAGGUAUGCAUCCGAGUGUAAUUAACAGUAAUAUGAUAGUGGAAACAUAUCAAGAAAAAAUUACUAAUAUUUUUUUGGAAGAAAGGCCUCUAUGGAAAAUAUGGACGGAAUGGAAUGGUAAGUUGAUAGAGAAAUGGAAAAAAGAACCAUGGUUUAAAAAUUUGAAAAAAGAAUGGAAAAAAGAGGUAAAUAAAUCUGUAGAAUUAAUAGAAAAAGAAGAGAUGAUAAAAGGUGCAAAAAAGGGAACAAUUAACCUUAUGCUAGAGAGACAAAAAAUAAUAUGGAAGAAGUGGAUACAAAAGCAAAAUAAGUUACAUACUUUUGAUGAAGAAGAAUUGUUAAGACAAUUAUUACUAAAAUAUGCAGCAGAAGAAGAAAUGAAAAAAAAUAUAAAAACAGUAGAUAGAGAAAAAAUAAAAAUGGAGAUAGAGAAGAGAGAUAAAGAAGUUAAGGAUUCAAAAAAAAAUAAAUACAUAUCGAGAUUAAGAAUAGAGAUACACAUGAUGGUAUUGGACGAGUGCAAACGAGAGGAGUGGAUAUUGAACAAAAAAGAAUUUCUGAAAACAUGCAUAGGAGAAUUAAAAUUACAUGAUAAUUCAGAUGAAAAAGAACUUUUAGAAGUGGAAGAAGAGAUAAUGAAAAACAUUAUAUUUGAAAAAAAAAAAGACGAAUUAGAGAAAAUGAAAGAAGAAAAACAUUUUAUUGAAUUAAAGCAAGAAUGGAAGAAUAAGGAAAAGAAAUAUAUGAGCGAAUUGAAUAAAGAAAACUUAUUGGAUGAUAAUGAAGAAAGAAUUGAAAAUCCCAUGUUACAAAAACAAAAGGUUAUAUGGAAGAAACAUUGGGAAGAGAUACAUAAGAAGUUAGAGAGAAAAAAUAAGGAAGAGUGUUUUAUAAAGUUGAUGGAUGAAUUAAAGAAAAGAGAAGCGAAUAUAAAAGAAAUAGAUAAAAUUAAUGUAGCACAAAAAAAUAUAAGAGAAGAUGAAAUUGAAAAAGAAAAAAAAAAAGAAUACAUACAAUUAGAGAAAAAAGAAGAAAAAAAAAAACAUGUGGAAAGAAAGGUAGAAGAAAUAAAAAAAAAGAAUAAUUAUAUGACAUUGAGAAAGAAGCCGAAGAGAAAAACUAUAAUUGAAAUACAAAUGAUAAUAAUAGAGGACUGUAAACAGGAAGAAUGGGAAUUAAACAAAGUAGAAUUUUUAGAAAUUUGCUUGAAUGAAUGGUUAAAAUGUGAGGAAUUAAUUGAAGAUGUAAUGGACAAAGAAGUCACGCUGAGAGGAGAAAAGGAAAGCAAUAAUGUAGAAUUAGAAAAACAGAAGAUGUCGAAGAAAUGGGUAGAAAGACAAAGAAGGCUACUGGAAAAAUGGGAAAAGGAAGAAUGGUUUAAAAAUUUGAAAGAAGAAUGGAAAAAGGAGGAAAAUAUGUAUACAGAAAUAAAAGAUAAAUUAGAAUUCAUGGAUAGACAAGAUAAAAUAGAGAGUAAUCCUACAUUAGAGAGGAAAAAAGAAAUAUGGAAGCAAUGGUUACGGAGACAAAGGAAGGUAUUUAUAGAUUAUUAUAACGAGAGAUGGUUUACAGAGCUAUUAGAAGAAUAUGAGAAGGAAAGAUAUGAAUUUAUAAAAGAAAACGAAGGAAAUAUAGAAGAAAAAAAAAAAAAUUCAGAAAAGAGAAGAGAAGUAGGGAUAAUAAAGGAGGAAGUAGAUAAGAAAAAAAAGAAGGAAAAGUUAAUAUUUAGUAUGUGUGCAGAGAUACAUAUGAUGGUAUUAGACCAAUGUAAAAAGGAAGAGAUAGAGUCCAUGACAAAUGAGUUUCUUAAAUCAUACAUAGAACAAAAGAAAGAACAUGAAGGAUCCUGUGAACAAGAAAUGGGAAAUAAGAAAGUAGAUGAAAUAGAAAAAGAAAGAGAAAUGAAUAUUAUGAUAGAGAGAAAGAAGGAAAAAUGGGAGUGUUGGAAAAAAGAAAAUUGGUUUCAAGAGUUGAAGUUGAAUUGGAAAAAGGAAAUGAUACACAUGAAAGAAAUGACGGAUACUAUAAGAGAAGAAGUAGUAAAUCCCAUGUUAGAAACGCAAAUAAUUGAGAAAUAUUGGAGAGAGAGACAAAGGAAUAUUUUAAAGAAACGGAAUAAACAAAAUGUACAUGAAAGGUCGAUGAAAAAGAACAAAGAUGAAAAAACAAUGGAAGAAGAAAAUGAUGAAGACGAUUUAAAAGAAUGGAAUAUUACAAUAUUAUAA
This is a messenger RNA of Plasmodium relictum, 4656 nucleotides long. RefSeq names its product surface-associated interspersed protein (SURFIN). NCBI's taxonomy places the organism in Eukaryota, Apicomplexa, Aconoidasida, Haemosporida, Plasmodiidae. The record is from RefSeq and is a predicted model, not a curated record.